Messenger RNA from Solanum dulcamara, 2545 nucleotides. Its product is annotated as beta-galactosidase 13-like. The coding region runs from base 1 to 2490 and encodes 829 amino acids. Gene Ontology annotation, molecular function: beta-galactosidase activity; carbohydrate binding. The transcript has 16 exons. Gene Ontology annotation, biological process: carbohydrate metabolic process. Gene Ontology annotation, cellular component: vacuole; cell wall. Lineage: Eukaryota; Viridiplantae; Streptophyta; Magnoliopsida; Solanales; Solanaceae. The record is from RefSeq and is a predicted model, not a curated record.
AUGGCUAUAUCAAAUCGGUUACUGUCGUUAGCUUUCCUCUCGUUGAUGGUUUCUUGUGCAUUCGGAGAAAAGACUAAAGGAGUUUCCUAUGAUGGGCGUUCAAUGAUCGUCAAUGGGGAAAGAGAAUUGCUCUUUUCUGGUUCCAUUCAUUAUCCCCGUAUGCCUCCUCAGAUGUGGCCAGACAUCAUAAGGAAAGCUAAAAAAGGAGGCUUAAAUCUUAUCCAGACUUAUGUCUUCUGGAAUAUCCACGAGCCCGUUCAAGGCCAGUUCAACUUUGAGGGAAACUACGACGUUGUCAAGUUCAUCAAGGAAAUUGCUAGACAAGGCUUGUAUGUCACCCUCAGAAUUGGACCAUAUAUUGAGGCUGAAUGGAAUCAAGGAGGAUUCCCAUACUGGCUAAGGGAGGUUCCAAACAUCACCUUCCGUUCUUACAACAAACCAUUCAUUCACCACAUGAAAAAGUACUCAGAAAUGGUCAUUGAGUUGAUGAAAAAGGAGAAGUUGUUUGCGCCACAAGGAGGCCCCAUCAUCAUGGCUCAAAUCGAAAAUGAGUACAACAAUGUUCAACUAGCUUACAGAGACAAUGGUAAGAAAUACGUCGAGUGGGCUGCCAAUAUGGCUACUUCGCUAUACGAUGGAGUCCCUUGGAUCAUGUGUAAGCAAAAGGAUGCCCCUCCACAAAUCAUCAACACAUGCAAUGGAAGGCAUUGUGCAGAUACUUUCAAAGGCCCCAAUGGUCCUAACAAACCUUCUCUAUGGACUGAAAAUUGGACCGCCCAGUACAGGACAUUCGGAGACCCACCAUCACAGAGAGCAGCAGAGGAUAUUGCAUUCUCUGUAGCCCGUUUCUUCGCAAAGAAUGGAACUCUUACAAACUAUUACAUGUACUAUGGUGGAACCAACUAUGGAAGAACAGGCUCAUCUUUCGUGACAACUCGUUACUAUGAUGAAGCUCCCCUUGAUGAAUUCGGUUUGUUUAGGGAACCAAAAUGGAGUCAUUUGAGGGACUUACACAGGGCUUUGAGGCUAUCCAGAAGGGCUCUCCUUUGGGGAACUCCCACUGUACAAAAAAUCAACCAAGACCUUGAGGUUACAGUUUAUGAGAAGAAAGGAACUGAUUGUGCUGCCUUUUUAACCAACAACCACACAACUAAUCCCGCGACCAUCAAAUUCAGGGGUAAAGACUAUUACCUUCCAGAGAAAUCCGUUAGCAUUCUCCCCGAUUGCAAGACAGUUGUCUACAAUACUCAAACGAUUGUCUCCCAACACAAUUCAAGGAGCUUUGUGGCAUCAGAGAAGGCAAAGGGUCUUAAAUGGGAAAUGUACCAAGAAAAAAUCCCAUCCAUCAAUGAAUUGUCACUUAAAAACAGGGAACCUUUGGAACUUUAUACUUUGACAAAGGAUACCUCAGAUUAUGCUUGGUACAGUACAAGUCUCACCUUCGAUCGCCAUGACUUGCCCAUGAGACCUGACAUCCUCCCCGUACUACAAAUCGCAAGUAUGGGUCAUGCAUUGUCUGCCUAUGUUAAUGGCGAAUACGUUGGGUUUGGACAUGGUAACAACAUCGAGAAGAGCUUCGUCUUCCAGAAGCCUGUCGUGUUGAAACCUGGAACUAACACCAUCUCAAUUCUAGCUGAGACAGUUGGCUUCCCGAAUAGUGGAGCCUACAUGGAAAAGAGGUUUGCUGGACCCAGAGCUAUAACAAUUCAAGGUCUGAUGGCUGGAACCCUUGAUAUAACUCAAAACAAUUGGGGACAUCAGGUAGGUGUAUCUGGAGAAAUAGAGCAAUUGUUCACUGAAGAGGGUGCAAAGAAAGUAAAAUGGACCCCAGUAACUGGAACUGUUAAUGGAGCUGUUACUUGGUACAAGACCUACUUCGAUGCCCCUGAAGGCAACAACCCAUUGGCCGUGAAAAUGGACAAAAUGCAAAAGGGUAUGAUCUGGGUCAAUGGUAAUAGCCUUGGUCGUUAUUGGUCAUCUUUCCUCUCCCCUCUUGGACAACCCACUCAGUUCGAGUAUCACAUUCCAAGAGCUUUCUUGAAACCAACGAACAAUCUCCUAGUUGUGUUUGAGGAAACCGGUGGUAACCCACAAGAGAUUGAAAUCCAAACAGUGAACAGAGACACAAUUUGCAGUAUCAUCACAGAAUACCAUCCUCCUAAUGUGAAAUCAUGGGAGAGAUCUGGCACUGAUUUCGUGGCAGUAGUGGAAGAUCUCAAGUCAGGAGCACACUUAACUUGCCCAGACAAAAAAAUCAUCAAGAAAGUCGAGUUUGCUAGUUAUGGUAAUCCAGAUGGUGCCUGUGGAAACUUGGUCGUUGGAAAUUGCAAUUCUGCCAAGAGUCUACAAGUUGCAGAACAGAAUUGCUUAGGGAAAAACUCAUGCACAAUCCCAAUUGAGAGAGAAGUUUACGACGAGCCGAGCAAGGACCCAUGCCCUAACAUCUUCAAGACUUUGGCUGUUCAAAUGAAGUGUGGCAACAAGAAUUAACUAGGGCUAUAGGCAGAAUGUUGGCUAUGACAUAUAAAUGUAUAUAGUAGAACUU